UUGAUCAUCAGAAUUACACACACUCUCUCAUUUCUACAGAGGAAGCACCAGGCGAUGUACGAUGAGUUUGUAAAGAAGAAGGAUAUGAAGAGAGAAGCCUACUCCUCAUCUUCCUCCUCCCUCCAUCCCUACUCCUCAUCCUCCCUUCACAGCCUGGCCAAUGGAGGAGGCCAUCGCUGCAAUCACUCCAUCACCGCUGGAGGAGGAGGGGUGGGAGUAGUAGGAGGGAUCGGGGGAGGAGGAGGAAGAGAGGGAGCAGGAGAAGGGGUGACGAAGUUCCACAGACACGACCCUCGCCAGGUGCUGAUUUCGGAGGCGAUAGCUAAGAUGCUGGUCCAGGACCUCCAGCCUGCCUCCCUGGUGGAUCUCAGAGGGUUCAGAGAGUUACUGCAGCUGUUAGAGCCUCGCUAUACCCCCGAGCCCCCCAGAUACCUUCAAACCCAGCUCCUCCCAGCCUACGCCUACCAGGCCCAGCUGGCCACCAGACAGGCCCUGGCCUCAGCCCUCUCUCUCAGCCUCUCGGUCUCCCUCUGGAGGGGUUUCCUUGGGACCACAGCAGGGGCUAACACUGGGUACCUGGGCGUGACCUGCCACUUCCUGUCGUCUGAUUGGCAGAUGCGUUCCGCCCUGCUGGCCUGCCUGCCUCUGGUUGGUGGACUCUCGGCCAAUCGCGUGCUAGCAGAGUUCGAGGAGGUGUGUGUGGCGCACGGCGUUUCGGGACGAGCGUUCCGUGUCGUGGCUGACCCAUUUCCCGCUGAAACUCACCCCUCAUGCCGCCUACCAGGGUUCUGUAUCCACGGCAACCCGGGAGAUGAUGCCGAAGAGGAAGAGGAGGAGAGUGGGGAUGAAGGAGGAGAGAGGGAAGGAGAGGUAGAACAGGAGGACUGGUGGGAGGGAGGUCUGGGGUCCGGCAGGAUAGACUGUUUCUGUUGUUCUCUGGGUCAGUGUGUGAGAGAUGGACUGCUCUCCUCCUCUCCUCUCCUCUCCUCCACCCUGGCUAAAGCCUCAUCCUUCUAUAACUACGUCACCUCCGCCGUGCCACACGACAAACUGGUGGGCCUGUUGGGAGGGGGGGUGGAGGGGGGGUCGGGGGGCAGCAGGGCUGGAGAGCGAGACUGGGCCGUACAACUCAAGGUGUUGCGUGGUCUUCUGGACUCAGCAGAGUUCUUGGAGGAUGUGUCUGACCGGGCUGACCUGGUGCUGAGUGGCCAGGAGGUGGCGCUGCUCAGGGAACUGACAGACACACUGGAACCCUUUACUGAGGCCUGGGACAUGGUGCACACGCACAGACAGGGUGACAGACACGUCUCCAUCAGUCUGGCUCUGCCCUGUGUCCUGGGGCUCCGUAAGCACCUGUCAGAGUGCGUCUCCCCCCAGCUACCCUGCCUGCUGCUGGGCUUGUCUCAAGCCGUAGAGCGCCGCCUGGCUCCCAUCCUGGAGGACCCUCUGUACGUCACCGCCACCACCCUGGACCCACAGUUCAAACUUACCUGGAGCUCAGACCCUGACUGGCACAGACAGGUCCUCCUGGACGAGGUCACCAAACACACACAAACACAGGGCCCCAGCAUGGAGCUCACCCCCCAGGCCCAGUCCCCUGACGCGGCUUUGUCCCCAGCCUCGUCCCCUCUUCCCUCCUCCACUUCGCUCAGCAGGCCCUGCAAGCUGUUCUCCUUCAUCAAGCAAAGGCCCACGGCGCAGGCAAAGAGCGUGGAGCAGGAGCUGGCAGGGUACCUGCGUGAGGAGCCCACUGAGGAGGAGCCUCUCCACUACUGGAGACGAAAGACUAUAGACUUCCCCCAGCUCAGCCAGGUGGCCAAGCGGGCGUUUACUGUGCCGGCCGGGACCUCCACCGUGGAGACCAUCUUUACCUCGGCCAGACACUGGCUCCAACCCGGCAGAGGCAGGGCUCUCCCCAAAAACCUUGAGACACUCAUCUAUCUCAAAACCAACUAUAGGUUACUGUGGACUUAAUGGAUCAACCCUAGGCACUAACACAGCUACAGAGGCACUAACACAGCUACAGAGGCACUAACACAGCUACAGAGGCACUAACACAGCUACAGAGGCACUAACACAGCUACAGAGGCACUAACACAGCUACAGAGGCACUAACACAGCUACAGAGGCACUAACACAGCUACAGAGGCACUAACACAGCUACAGAGGCACUAACACAGCUACAGAGGCACUAACACAGCUACAGGCUGGUAAUGUUGUCCAUGAAACCCGAUGGAGACUCAAAAACUUAAAGGGACAAUUACAGACCGCUAUGGACCUAAACACUAUAGUCCAUGUAGCCUAUAGGUUUCAGACCUAAACACUAUAGUCCAUGUAGCCUACAGGUUUCAGACCUAAACACUAUAGUCCAUGUAGGCUACAGGUUUCAGACCUAAACACUAUAGUCCAUGUAGCCUACAGGUUUCAGACCUACACACUAUAAUCCAUGUAGCCUACAGGUUUCAGACCUAAACACUAUAGUCCAUGUAGACUACAGGUUUCAGACCUAAACACUAUAAUCCAUGUAGCCUACAGGUUUCAGACCUAAACACUAUAGUCCAUGUAGCCUACAGGUUUCAGACCUAAACACUAUAGUCCAUGUAGCCUACAGGUUUCAGACC
Molecule: messenger RNA, 2621 nt
Organism: Salvelinus namaycush (lake trout)
Lineage: Eukaryota; Metazoa; Chordata; Actinopteri; Salmoniformes; Salmonidae
Product: zinc finger BED domain-containing protein 4
Exons: 6
Coding region: 55-1974 (639 amino acids)
Molecular function (GO): protein dimerization activity
Source: RefSeq, a predicted model, not a curated record